AUGCUUCACGGCGAAGACAGUGUUGAACAGCGCCGCCUUCUGGCGCGCCGUCGAGACCUCACGCGCGCCAUCCCGAAUCGCCGUGUUGGGCGAGGGUGGGGCAGCGAAAGCCUCUUUGUAGUGUCACCAAAUAUCCUUAUAUCGUCGAGUCCCUUUGAUGCCCUUGGGACACGGCCGCGGUCGUGCCGGCGCCAAAGGCAACGCGCGAAGGGAGUGGAUGAGGGUCUGUUCCAAGGAAACUGCGUCCGCCGGGCCCUCCGCAAUGCGGGCACAGGCCGAGCGAAGAUGAGCCGGCUGGACCCUGGGCCAGCAAAUGGAGGACGUACGCCGCGGCAGGAGGCGCUCCGUGCUGCUGGGGACAGUAAGGACUAUCAUCCGGUGAUCCUUCCGCGAAACCUCCUCCAUUACCAUGUGGGCAGUGGGGCGGAGGUGAGACGCAAGCAGAAUGAGAUCCAGGGCCGUGCCGUGAAUGGUGGUGGGUGUCGGCGGCAUGUCCGUAUUGGAGAGAAGGUAGCCCUUCGCCGCACACCAAUCCAGUAUGUGCUCACCCUGCACGCUCAGAAUAUGGGCCGCGUGACGCUGCAGGGCGGCGAUGGCCGGACACCAAUUGCCGUGUCGGGCGUUGAAGUCGCCCGCAAUGACGUCUACGUUGUGGGCCGCUAG
This is a messenger RNA of Trypanosoma conorhini, 663 nucleotides long. RefSeq lists its product as uncharacterized. The coding region runs from base 1 to 663 and encodes 220 amino acids. The record is from RefSeq and is a predicted model, not a curated record. The transcript has a single exon. Lineage: Eukaryota; Euglenozoa; Kinetoplastea; Trypanosomatida; Trypanosomatidae.